Molecule: messenger RNA, 1827 nt
Organism: Cetraspora pellucida
Lineage: Eukaryota; Fungi; Glomeromycota; Glomeromycetes; Diversisporales; Gigasporaceae
Source: the annotation of a GenBank genome assembly
AUGGGUGUAUUUCCUCAGGGUAAACUACUUACUUGGGAACAAGCGAAACAAUACGCUGAUCAUAUUCGUAAUCAUGGAAUAAACCAGUUUUUGUCAAUUUAUAAUAAAGCAAAGGAUAGGGAAAAUGAUAGUUUAUUAUGGGGUGACGAGGUUGAAUAUAUGAUAAUUGUGUAUGAUGAUGAAAACAAGAAUGUAAAACUAUCAUUAAGAGCUCAGGAUAUUUUAAAAGAACUGCAAAAAGAAGUAGAAGAAGCAUUGAGAAAAGGUCAAGUAGUUGAUGCAUUGUGGCAUCCCGAAUUUGGAGCAUUUAUGAUCGAAGGAAUACCUGGUAUUCCCUACGGAAAUUCUCUAAAAAGUUUAACUCUAAUUGAACAAAAUAUGAAUCUUAGAAGAAAAAUUGCAUCUAAAUAUUUAAACUCAAAUGAAAGUAUUGUUACUUUAGUCAGCUUCCCACGUCUUGGUUGCUCAGGACAAUUCUUAGAGCCUCAUCAUGAGCCGCUUGGACCUGUCUUAAAAAGUUUAUUUUUGCCGGAUGAAGCCUUGAAUCCAUCCGCUAAAUUUCAAGCAGGAAAUGCUGGUGUUAUAUGUCGUCGAGGAUCAAAUUCCAUUCUUAAUGUACCGAUUUUUCAUGACAAAAAGAGCCAAAAUUUAUUUAUUGACCAUGAAGAAGCUUUACCAAAUCAUAUAUAUAUGGAUUCGGCAGUUUUUGCAUCUGGCUGCUGUUGUCUGCAAACAACCAUUCAAGCUUGUAAUAUUAAAGAAGCUAGGAAACUAUAUGAUCAAUUAGCAGUUUUCUGUCCUAUUAUGUUGGCAUUAACUGCAGCUGCACCAAUUUGGAGAGGUUAUUUGUCUGACAUAGAUUGUAGGUGGUUUACACUUGUGAAAACUGCUGAUGAUCGUACAAAAGAAGAACGGGGUUUAGAGCCUCUUAAGAAUGAUCGAUUCUUAAUAAAUAAGUCACGCUAUGAUUCGAUAGCUUAUUAUAUGUCGGAUGAUAAGGCUCUAAAGACAGAGUAUAAUGAUUUAAAUUCUGCGUAUGAUCAAAAUAUUUAUAAAAAACUAAUAGAUAAUGGGGUUGAUGGUCUUUUGGCACGUCAUAUAUCCCAUUUAUUUAUCCGUGAUCCUCUUUGGGUCUCUGAGGAAUCGUUGUUUCAAGAUGAUGAAUCGUUCUUAGAUCAUUUUGAGCACAUCAAUUCAACAAACUGGUACUCAGUACGUUUCAAACCUCCUCCUGCAAAUUCAGAUAUUGGCUGGCGGGUAGAAUUUCGUUGCAUGGAAGUUCAAAUAACUGAUUUUGAAAAUGCUGCAUUCGUAAUUUUCAUAGUACUUUUGACUCGCGUUAUUCUUAGUUAUGACUUGAAUUUUUAUAUACCAAUAUCAAAGGUGGAUGAAAAUAUAAUUAUGGCUUGUAAGAGAGAUGCAUUAAAUACUGAAAAAUUUUGGUUCAGAAAAAAUGUAUUUGCAAAUAGUCAUGGGAUUGAAGAUGAAUUUGAACAAAUGACUAUUAAUGAAAUUGUAAAUGGUAAUAAAGAUAAUAAAUUUCCGGGGUUAUUUAAUAUGAUGCUUCAAUACCUUGAUUCAGUAAAUAUUGAUAUUGAAACAAGAUAUCAUUUGGAAAAGUACCUUGAGUUUGUUGGCAUGCGCGCUAGUGGCAAAAUUCAGACUACAGCAACAUGGAUAAGAAAUUUCGUACGAUCUCAUCCAAAUUAUAAACUUGAUUCAAUAGUAUCUCAAGAAAUUAAUUAUGAUCUUAUAAAAAUGAUAGAAAAGAUACAAAAGGGUCAAGUUAUGAUGCCUGAAUUAUUGGGUGAAUUUAAAGUUCGUUAA